AUGUCUGCAAGAUACCCAUUCGAACUAAAUGAGAUCAAGGCUGCGCUCCAUCAAGGAGCCAUUCAAGAUAUUUUCAUAGAUUCCAUGACACCACUCGGCGUUGAGGUUGAACGAUCGACGAGGCCAACUUCGAUAGAGCUCUCCAAGGAUGAAAGCGAGCUGACGGAUCCUACAUCACAUCCAGUUUGUGUUACGCUCCAAAAACUAGGCAAAUCUGAAGAUGAAUCACGAGAAGAGAUUAUCCACGCUAAAUUUGUUGUCGGUGGUGAUGGCGCUCGCUCAUGGACCCGCAAACAACUCGAUAUUACGAUGGAUGGAGAACAAUCUAAUUCCACCUGGGGCGUCGUGGACCUUACUGCUGACACUGAUUUCCCGGAUGUCAGGAAUAAGACCUUUAUACAUUCUAACCAUGGCUCAGUCAUUUUCGUUCCUCGAGAAAAGGAUCGCAUUCGCAUAUAUGUACAACUGGAGGCUAAUGAUGUCAUCGAUCCAGUGUCAGGCAGAGUAGACAAGGAGAAAAUAGGUCCAGAGCAAAUUCUUAAAACUGCCCAGAAGGCGCUUGAACCUUACAAGGUUAUCCGGAAGAGUGAAUUUUUGUGGUGGACGAUAUAUAGCGUUGGACAACGAGUGGCCUCACAGUUUUCCAUCAAAAAUAGAGUAUUUAUCGCUGGCGAUGCUUGCCACACGCACUCUCCAAAAGCAGGACAAGGGAUGAACGCAAGUAUCAACGACAGUCGUAAUCUAGCUUGGAAAAUUUCCCUAGUUGUUCGUGGGUGGGCAGACAUGUCCCUUUUGUCAACGUAUGAAUCAGAGCGCCGUAAAUUCGCAUUAGACCUGAUCGCGUUUGAUAAAAUGUGGGCCGCCCUUGUCUGUGGCAAGCCCUUGACUGUGCCGAGCAGCAAUGGGGUGUCGCCCGAUCAUUUCUUGAAGACUUUCCAAACAGACUUCACCACUGGCGUUGAGAUACAUUAUCAGCCUUCAGUUGCAGUAAAUGAUAGGAAUCAGGAGUUGGCCGUUGGCCUCGUCCUCGGAAAACGUGUACCUCCGCACAAACUCAUGCGGGCAGCAGACGCAUGUCCAUUCGAGCUCCAGGAUCUUCUUCCUUCGGACUGCCUCUUCAAGUUACUUGUUUUUACCGGCGAUUUCAGCGAUCCGCUUCAGCAAGCGAGGGUCGAGUCGAUGGUCACGGACAUGCAGAAACCUGAGAGUUUCCUGAAUCGUUACGCGACGCCUGAGAAUCCACGAUUCGAUGUCAUCACGAUCAGCAAAGGCCAGAAGUAUGAAUUUGGUUUCCUGCGGCUCCCUACGCUUCUUCGCUCUCAUUGGUCAAAGGUGUUUAUCGAUGACACCGAUGCCACUGGUAGCUUUGGGGGAGGAGGUUACUUAUAUUUACACUACUUAUAUUAUGGAGUGGGAUCUGAGGGGGCGCUGGUUGCUGUUCGUCCUGAUGGCUAUGUUGGAGCCAUCGCACCACUGGAUCGCGUUGAGGUCCUUGAUGCGUAUUUUGCGUCUUUCAUGAAGAUUGCUGCUUAG
This is a messenger RNA of Suillus discolor, 1533 nucleotides long. Its product is annotated as FAD binding domain-containing protein. The transcript is spliced from 12 exons. The coding region runs from base 1 to 1533 and encodes 510 amino acids. Lineage: Eukaryota; Fungi; Basidiomycota; Agaricomycetes; Boletales; Suillaceae. The record is from RefSeq and is a predicted model, not a curated record. Gene Ontology annotation, molecular function: FAD binding.